Toxoplasma gondii ME49 is the source of this 1772-nucleotide messenger RNA. RefSeq names its product phosphomannomutase. The coding region runs from base 434 to 1213 and encodes 259 amino acids. The record is from RefSeq and is a predicted model, not a curated record. NCBI's taxonomy places the organism in Eukaryota, Apicomplexa, Conoidasida, Eucoccidiorida, Sarcocystidae. The transcript is spliced from 8 exons. Gene Ontology annotation, cellular component: cytosol. Gene Ontology annotation, biological process: protein N-linked glycosylation; mannose metabolic process; GDP-mannose biosynthetic process. Gene Ontology annotation, molecular function: phosphomannomutase activity.
CACUUCUUCAUCUGAUUUGUUCCCCGGGCUCUCGUUCCUCCCUCUAGGAAGCCUGUGUGUGGAUCUGGGGCGAAACGCUACAGGAGACUUGCAAAGCAGCUCGCAGGCAUCUACAGGGACUAGCCGGAGGAGAGAAAACGCAGCUUCUGACUCUUCGGCCAUCUGAUCCGCAUGCGAAGGCGCGCCGGUCACCAGUGUCCUGUCUUUCCUCGCUGUUCUCUGUUCUCUUUUCUCACUCUCAGGCUGUGCCGUCCAUCGCUAUUUUCUUGUGAUCCUGUUGGUUUGCCUGGCGGCGGCUUCUCAGGCGUUUUAGGCCCUCUCUUCGUCCCUCUCUCUCUGCUGUGCCUCUGCGCCCCUGCCCCUCUCAACGGCUUGCAGCUCUUUUCUCCUGCGUUCUUUGUGGAAGAACGAGGAAAGAAAACACUGCGUUGCCAUGGCAAGCGCGGCAGAGGACAGGAAGGGUUCGGGAACCUAUGGAGGAAGGGAGGUCAUUGCUCUCUUCGACCUUGAUGGAACUCUCACAGAGCCCAGGCAGGCUGCCGAGCAGGCGACGCUGGACCUGCUGCAGAGGCUGCGCCAGACGGUCGCUGUGGGCAUUGUGAGUGGAUCCGACGCGCCGAAGCUGCGCGAGCAACUUGGAAGCGCAAGUUUCAGCUCCUUCGACUUUGUCUUCUGCGAGAACGGCUGCGUCGUGUACGAGGGCGGGAACCUCGUUGCUCAACAGAGUCUGGCGUCUCAUAUUGGGGAGGAAAAACUCAAGGAAAUCAUCAAUUUCGCUCUCCACUACAUUGCUGAUCUAGACCUUCCUGUGAAAAGAGGCACAUUCGUUGAGUACCGCCACGGCUUGCUGAAUUUAUCUCCUAUUGGGCGCAGCUGCUCGCAGGCGGAGAGAGAGGCGUUCUUUGAAAUGGACAAACGCGAAAACAUCCGCGAGAAAUUCAAAGCCAUCCUGGAAAAAAAGUUCGCUUCGAGUGGGCUGAAAUUCAGCAUCGGAGGACAAAUUUCCAUCGAUUGCUUUCCCGAAGGCUGGGACAAGCGUCUGGCGUUGCCAUACUUGGAAGGCCGAUUUGCCAAAAUCCAUUUUUUCGGCGACAAGACGUACCCGGGCGGGAACGACCACGAGAUCUUCGAGGAUCCGCGGACUGUCGGGCACGCAGUUGCGAACCCGGAGGAGACGAAGCAGUUGAUUAAAAGCCUCUUUGCAUGCGAUUGAGGCCGGCGGAAAGAGGGCGAGAAGGACAUCGAAGGCCGCCGAGUGUAGUCGAGUUGAAAGGGGAAGAGCGAUUAGCAGAGAGAAAGCGACAAGUCCAGGAAAGAGGAGAGAGGAGACACAAGAAGAGAUGCCACAACAGAGAGAAAGAGGAUGAGACGAGGGAGAAGGCGAAAGAAUGACACAGAGAAAGCGAGGAUAGCGUAAACGAAGAUAUAUUAUCGUAGAGGAAGGAAAAGAGAGAGAGGAAAGAAGAGAAGUACCCUCGACAGAUACAGAAGAAUGUGCUUGCUUCUCAAGGCGCACCAGAGGGACGUACGUCGUUUGUCGCUGUGUCUGAAUUCUUUUAGAAGUGGAUUUGUUUUGAAGUUGUUUUUUUUUUCAAUCCGUAGCAGCAGCCUUCAACAAGCUAGCGACUUGUUUGUGUCUUUCGACAUUUCAGUUCUUCCUCCAACUUCUCUGGAGAGGUCAGUGGACACUCGGAAGGAGGAGUCUGUGGAAGUAUGGAAUCAAGUGUCUUUUUCUUGUCAUCUUACUUUUGUCUCCAGUUUUUUGUUUUCCC